GAUCAUUUCCCCAAUGCGUUAAGAUAUUUGCUUAGUUAUAUUGGGUGUUUUAGCUUUGGGCGAGUGUGAAUAAAGAGUAUUAAAGGACGGGGUCAGGCGAUAUGGGCUACGCCCAUUCAUCGACAUUUCACCUAUUUCGUGAAGAAUUGUACAUUGUUUCAUUUUGUUGGGGGAUGUUGUGUAAAAUGACUCGGUGUCAGUGAGUCCGUGCACAGACCAACCAUGAGCUACAAAGCGUUAUACAGAUACAAUUCCAGCGAACCAGGCACGUUGUGCUUUGAGGAAGGCGAUAGGUUCACCCUGCUGGACGGCAGCGCUGACCCCAACUGGUGGCAAGUAGCGGACGUCCAUGGACAUGUUGGCUUUGUGCCACACAAUUACAUUGAGGAAAUAAAAGACCAUAAACUAGAUGACGUCAUUUCAUCCAUCGACAGGGCGAUCGAGUUCGUUCACCUGUCAGCGACUCAGAAAGGCGGCACAUUCACCCACGAGCAGAGGAAAACACUACAGAAGCUAAUCGAGCAUCGACAGACAGUAUUAAAAAACCAGUCUGCGUCUGCAGACAGCCCGGUCAAAAAGCAAGCUCCAACUCGCUCCAAGUCACGGUCAUCAGGGAAACACCGAUCAGCCCCACCCCCGCCCAUCCGAGCCAGUGACACACAGACGACUUCAAAGAGCCCACCACCCUCCUCAACGCAACCGGAGACAGAGUCAAACCCGCCCAAUGACAGACUUUCAUCGCCGGUGCUAAAUAACGACACCGAACGGCAGCCGAGCGCAACGCAUGCAGAGCCCACGUCUCCUCUUCGGAGUCCAUCUUCGGAGUCCGUGCCAGGCAAACUCGGCCAAGAUUUGCUGGAGCUCGUGCGCAUAAACACUGGGCUGAGUUAUGCCAAAUGCACAACGGCUUUAAACGCUGUCUUCAGUCAUGUCAGGGAGUCUGUCCCGUCAGUGGCUGGGACUAUGGACAAGAUCCUUCAGUCUCUACAGCAGACAGCAAAUGCUUCAGUGUCUGACGGCAAGUUGUCCCUGGAGGGCAGUAUGGACAAGGAAAGGUUAGAGGUCAUCUUUGCGGAGCUGACAGAUUGCAAGAACGACUCCCAGCAGAGGAGCUGGGCCUUGCACGAAGAUGAGGCAGUCAUCAGCGAAUACUUGGAGGAACUCACGACAAUCUUGAGCGACGCCAAUCCUGAUGUGUGCAAAGCUGUCAUAUACAGAGACAACUACGAAGUCAUCAACUCACUGGUCUUGUACUACCAAAUGGAGCACCGCACCUCCCUGCGUCUCCUCCUCCUCAAGGCCUUCGGUGUCCUGUGCGGUCUGGAGUCACUCAUCCUCUCCCAACUACUCAGCUCGGUCCUCCUGGUUGAACUCGCCCGGGACAUGCAGGCGGACGCCCGGAGCCUACAGAAGCUCUGCUUCUCCUCACUAGUAGCCACAAUGUUACUGUCCAGCGGCCAGCCACUGCCUUACACGCACUACGAUCAGCUGAACGAAGAGUUUGUCAGCUUCUUACUCAACAACAUUGAGGAUCCGCCGCCUGAGGACGAAUCAGAGCAAAUCCCGGAUCUGUUUGUCAAUCUUGUGCUGGCCUUCAAUCUUCACUUUACAGAUCUAUCUGCAAAUUUGGUGAUGACGGUCUUGGCCAGGCGGAAGACGUCAAGAACAUUCAGCGAGAAGAUAAUGAUCCUGGUUAACCGUGAAGUUGACCCAGUGCGGAUGUUUGAGUAUGAGCCCAAGCCGCCCAACUCACUGCUCAAGAUCCUCUGUGACAUCUUCGCCAGCGCCGACACCUCUUCCCUGUUCUACACCAAUGACAUGAACGUUCUGAUUGAUAUCAUCAUCAGGCAGCUGACGGACAGAUGUCCAGGAGAUAAGCUGAGGACAGAGUACCUGUCCCUGAUUCACAGCAUCCUCAAGAUGCCUGUCUACUGGGAGCACAAGCACCGUCUGGCCGACCUGAAGAGAACCCUGGAGAAGAUCGCCAAGGAGCAGGAAGCGGAGAGCAAACCAGACAAGCAGAUACUCAUGGACAUCCGCAAGGAAUGCAAGUUCAACUUCACAAUUACGUUCUGAGAGGCGAGAUUAUGGCCUCCAUGCAUGGGCGUCGUCAAUCUAAUUUCGAUGAAGGGGGGGGGGGGGGUGUUGUGACAACAAAUUCCUAACAAACCCUCAACAAACCUUCCAUGUUUAAAGUAGGCGGACUGGGAAGUAAGAGGGGGGGGGGGGGUUGGACACUAUCUGACUAAUAGUGACGCUGUUCAAAGUGGAAAUUUUUGUACACUAUUAGACAAUAGGUGGCACUAUUUAUUGCGGUAUAUUUGCCAAAUAACACAUGAUUUUG
This is a messenger RNA of Patiria miniata (bat star), 2344 nucleotides long. RefSeq names its product NCK-interacting protein with SH3 domain-like. The record is from RefSeq and is a predicted model, not a curated record. Gene Ontology annotation, molecular function: Arp2/3 complex binding; protein binding. Gene Ontology annotation, biological process: endocytosis. The transcript is spliced from 11 exons. The coding region runs from base 223 to 2076 and encodes 617 amino acids. NCBI's taxonomy places the organism in Eukaryota, Metazoa, Echinodermata, Asteroidea, Valvatida, Asterinidae.